UUAUAAUUACUUGUGAUUAAUUGUAACGAUAACACAUGAAGUUCUGAUGAAAGAUGGAGAGAGGUAUCAGUAAAAUACUUGACAUAUCGUGGAGAUUUGGAGUGACUACAGCAAGUAAUGAUUGCGACAAUGUUGCAAAGUCAUUUCUACAACUUAAGUUAUGUCUUGAGGAUGAUGGUAUAGUCAAGAAUGUGUUUACUGAAAUGACAAUAGGACAAUUUUACAAAUUUCUACAUGAUUUGGAAAAGGCAAAAUAUAAUCUUGAUUUAUUGUUGUAAACAAAUAU
This is a messenger RNA of Mycetomoellerius zeteki, 286 nucleotides long. RefSeq names its product COMM domain-containing protein 7. The coding region runs from base 54 to 278 and encodes 74 amino acids. Lineage: Eukaryota; Metazoa; Arthropoda; Insecta; Hymenoptera; Formicidae. The transcript has 3 exons. The record is from RefSeq and is a predicted model, not a curated record.